CCGACAUCAUGAUUCGAUCGCAACAGCGCCAUGCUGUCGAGGAUGACGAAGUGGACGUGCCGCUGCACAUGCUGGAGGACCUGGGCAUCGAGUUUGAGUUUGAAAUGGACACGGAGUCCAUGUCUCGCGCGUACUUUGAGUGUGCAGCCGAAGGCAACGUCGAGACCCUUCGCUUCCUCCUUAGUAGCGACGUGCAUGGCGAAUUGCUCAAUUCUGUCGACGUCGAUGGCUUUUCUGCGCUCAUGAUUGCCGCCGCGGAAGGCAACCGUGAUGUGGUCCUGGAGCUGUUGCGUCGCAACGCCGAUGCCAAUCUGCGGACAUUCGAGCUGAAGAGCGCAGCCCUUCACUUCGCCGCCAAGAAUGGCGACCCAGAGAUCGUCGAAGAAAUGUGCAAACACACGACUCAAAUUGACUUUUGGAACAUCAACGCAGACACGCCGUUGGUGUGGGCAUGCAUCGAAGGCCGCGACGCCGCCGUGGCCGUACUCCUCCGCCACGGCGCCGAUCCCCGCGUGACCAACCAUUACGGCGCCACAACUCUCAUGUGCGCAACCAUGAUUGGCGAAGACACGGACGACGCCACCGACAUGGCGCGCAAAGUUAUCGUCACCCUGCUCCUGACCAUGUGCCCCGAUUUAGUCAACGUACAAGACCGAGACGGCAGCACGGCCAUGCACUUGGCGGCGUCAUGCGGGUACCUGCAAUGCUGUCGCGCGUUGCUGGAGGGCGGCGCCGACAUUACCAUUCGAAAUGCAGUUGGGCAAACGCCAUUGGAGGAAGCCGAGCAAACAGGGUGCGACGGCAGUGACGCGUGCGUAGCUUUUCUAAAGGUCCACUGGGCCAAGCUCGAGGACGAAGUCAACAAGCGCAUGCGCACGAUGCUGGAGCUCGAAGACGACUCGUCCGUGGCCACGCCCGGCAAAGCCGCCAAGAAGAAAAAGAAGCACAAGAAAAACAACCACGCCGCCAAGAAGAAACUGCCACCCCCGUCCACGACCAAGAUGUCCACCGCCCCCAGCAGUCCAAAGGCUGACGAGGACGAGUCGUCUGACGACGGGGCAUCGGUGCCCCACGUAGCGCCGCCGCCGUCCACCACCACCGCAGGCAUCAUCCACCACCAGCCUCCUUCCCCCACACCGACGACGACGACGACGACGGGGCUGUCAGUUGCCGUCGAAGACGAUGCGUGGACGACAGUGUGUCGAAAGCAGCCGCACGACAAAAAGGACACGACCAAGUCAUUGACGCCACCUGUGACAUCGUUCGACACGGAAUCCAGCACUGUGCACCCGACGGGAUCGGCCACGAAACGAGUGGCCACACCUCCACCAGAAACUAUCAAACCAUCCCCCCCGCAACCCCCCGAACCUGCUUCUUCUUCCCCCCCCCACGACCAACCACAACAGCAGCAGCAACCACCUGCUCCCCACCUGCAGCCCACACUAGCCCCAAGCGCCGACGUCGUCCCCACCAAGGAGCCCCGUGCAACGACAUCCUCUCCGACAACAUCCGAUGCAAACUCAACCCUUGCGCACUCCCCCCCGCCACUCGCUCGACCGUUCCGCACGUCCAACAGCCCCCCCGUCCACCACCACCGAGAAGUGCUUUCCACGCCUCGGUAUACCACGGCCUCGUCCAUUCCAUUUUUACACCAUCGACCAACCCACUCCUUGUCAAAUAUGCCGUCGGCCCCAAUAUCUUCUUUGACGUGGCAAGCCCACAUCCAGCCAGUAUCUUCUUCGGCCACCCCCAGUCGCAACGGAUGGUGGAGCGACCGCCACUACCGCAAAGGCGCGGCGGUGCCGCUUCGUCCCGCCAACCUGCUAGGCUGGCUACAGCACUUGGACACGAACGUGCGGGAUGCGCUGGCCAUGCUUGCAUGCGGCACGUGUGGCGACUGGGUCCACGACAACCUCCAGUGUCCGCACUGCCAGCAGCUCUACUGCCACCGCUGCGUGCCACUCUCGUCCGUCGUGUUUUGGCUAUAUGUCUUCUUCUCACUGGUGUUAGUAGAUGUGUACGAUGUGGAGUGGCCUGCUGCGACCCGUCGACGCUCCAACACAACGUGGUGGCGCAACAGCAAGCGGCGUGCGUGGGUCUCGUCCAAGGCGAUGGCUCCACCGCCACCACGACCAAGUCCCUGGCGGCGUUGGAGGACGACAUGCAUGCCGCGGUGCCGCUCGCCCGACACGUGGCGCUGAGCCCUGUGGGGUUGGUGCCUGGGCAAACCGAGUACCUGGCCUCGUGUAGCAUGGCGCAGCUGGACGUGUUGGAAGAGAUGCAUUACACAGCCCUGCGGCAACUCCAAGAGGCCCGCGUCACCAGCGUCCGAGCCCACGAGCGCAUGCGAUACGACCAAGAACUCAAGCAGCAACUAUACCUUCACCAAAGCCUCGUCACGCCAGUGUCAACCGUGUUUGCAAGCCACGACGACGACCGGUUGGUGGGAUGAUGGGGGGCGGGCGGACGGACGUGGGCCUAGAGGUGCUAUGUAACAUUACAGAUAACGACGAACAAGAUCAUCAACGCGACAGGACUGGUGGUGUUGAGUCAAAAACCAGCAGUGAAUCCAAUACCAAGUGGAUGUUGAAGGCGAAAUAUGCAGCUACAUAACAAGCUUAUAGGAAUGUACACGUUUGUUG
Aphanomyces astaci is the source of this 2642-nucleotide messenger RNA. RefSeq lists its product as hypothetical. NCBI's taxonomy places the organism in Eukaryota, Oomycota, Saprolegniomycetes, Saprolegniales, Verrucalvaceae. The record is from RefSeq and is a predicted model, not a curated record. Bases 9 to 2201 code for a protein of 730 amino acids. Gene Ontology annotation, molecular function: protein binding. The transcript has 10 exons.